This is a messenger RNA of Theileria parva strain Muguga, 3443 nucleotides long. RefSeq names its product Ubiquitin elongating factor core family protein (gene Ube4b). Gene Ontology annotation, biological process: protein polyubiquitination. Gene Ontology annotation, molecular function: ubiquitin-ubiquitin ligase activity. Bases 47 to 3379 code for a protein of 1110 amino acids. Gene Ontology annotation, cellular component: ubiquitin ligase complex; cytoplasm; nucleus. NCBI's taxonomy places the organism in Eukaryota, Apicomplexa, Aconoidasida, Piroplasmida, Theileriidae. The record is from RefSeq and is a predicted model, not a curated record. The transcript has a single exon.
UUAUCAAAUUUUUAUAUAAAAUGAUUAAGUUCUGUUAAUUUAUAAAAUGACUCAAAAUGUCAAUAAACCAACAAUUAUUCACAAAUUGAUUCAAAAUUCACUAAAUGUUACGAUAAAAAAAUCGGAAAGACAACAGAAUCUACUGAACCAACCAGAACAUCCCAGACAUUACGUUGGUCACCUUUAUGGAAGAAUUUCUGGAAUUACAGAUACUGAAAAUAAGUAUCUAAAUGUAGAAGAUUUGGAUGAUGUGGUUCGUUCCAUAGUAUACUUGAGUAUAUUACACAACAAGAAUGUGCUGGUAGACUUAAACGAUUCAUAUACAAGAACAGCUAACGAAAUUAGUAAAAUUAAUAAAAGUGGAGUAAAUAAUGAAAUUCUUGGGAGUUUGAAUGAAAACACCAACUCUACAGGUUCAUUGAAGUCUGAACUCCUUCUUGUUCUGGAAAAGGUCCAGUCAUUUCUGAUCUCAAAUGCCUCAAUUUUAAUGUCAUUCCCUGAAUACUUUACCAUUACAGAUAUAAUUAGUGAAAAUGAGAUAAAGAAGGCAUACUUGAACGUAUCAGAUGAGAGAGUAUUAUUUGAAAUGUUCCUAGACUAUGGAACAUCUACACAUAAUGUCACAUUUUUACAAAAGUUGGUUGCUGAGAUGUGGGAAACAGACGAGAAUGUAAGUAAAGAAGUCUUCAUAAAUAUCUUUGGAUCUCUGAGGAAAAGAUUAAUCCUUAGAACACUAAAAUCCAACGCUUCAAGUGAAGCUAAAUUGUUAACGGAGCUGUUUGCUUACAAACCAUUAGUGGAACUUUUCCUUUAUAAUGUAGUACCAGUUGAGUUGUACCAUGAAAUGGGUCUUUCAUCAGGGGUUAAAAUAGAGCUAACUUCGUUUUUUGGAAGAUUUCUAGGAGUUACAACCCUGGACGAAGAACAAUAUGAAGUGUCUAAACUGCUUGGUAUUAAACAACUAUAUGAAGGAGCAAAAGUGGAUAGAACAAGUGACUUUUAUGGAAAAAAGGAUCUCAAUCACCUAAAGUCAGUGUUUAAUUCUAAAAGAUUCGAAAGCGAACACUCAAUGAAUAACUUUGUUCAGCUGGUAAAGGUUAUUUUAAAAGUGGAUUCAAGAGUGAGGAACAGGUUUUUAUCGGUUAUGGGAAGGUUCAUAUCAUUUAACACUAAUCGCAAGAAAAUGUAUGGUUUAACACAUAUUGAAACGCCCCCAAUUUCAUUUGAUGAAAUGUACUUUCGUAGACUAGUUUUAUUACCCGAUAAUUCAUUUGGAUUCUGCGUUAACUUUACAUGGCUUCUCCUGUUGCUGGCCCAGGGUAUCACAAUACCUAAAUCUGAUGAGAUCGACCCUUCUUACUGCCAAGCAGUUAACUUGAUAAACCAAGAAUUGGAAGGUUUAGAAAAUGAAUCAAAUGAAGAUUCUGAAGCGGUAGCAGAUAAGGUGCAAGACCUUGGAGAAAUGGAAAAGGAAAUGAACAAAAUCCUUGGGUUUUUAGCAACAGCAUCAUGCAUGGGAGAUGAAAACCAAGUUAAAAGUUCAUUAAAACUGCUGAAGUCUAACCCCUCUGACCUGUACAAUAGUAAGUUCAUAACUCAAAUAUUCUGGCUCACACUCAAGUCAUUAAACAUGAUGUUUCUCCCAAGCCUGCAGGAAAACUUGAAAAUACUGAACAAGACUUUAGAGUAUGCAAACUCGUCGUCAAAUUUGGGAAUUAAUGAUGAUAAGCUGGCAAACUACAUUUCCUACGUGUAUGUUUGGAGAACAGCACUACAGCACCCAUCACUCCUUAAAGCUCUUUGGCACUAUGUUCACAUAUCAUUCAGACUAUUUCUUCGCUGUUUUCUGUUAUAUGAUAAGGAAGGCAAUGUAAAGAGUGAUUACAAAGGUUUGUAUGAUACUUCAAGUAAUAAGUUUGGACCUAUGGUGGAGAAGUACUGUGAUAAGGUCCUGACCGCAGAUGCUGGAGUAUCAUCACCUCAAUUUACAGUUUUACCAGUUGACCUUAUAGAAAAUGUUCUAGAUUUGAUAAAAAACAUGACAAUUCUGAAACAUUAUGACCACUAUAUAAAGCCAAAUGACACAGAUCCCUUGGAGUUUAUGGAUUUUGAGCUGGUGGUAACGGUGUGCAUAUUUAUAAUGAAGUGCCCAAACAACGUAAUUAAAAACAUACACAUUAAGUGUGACAUGGCCUGUUCUACGAUCUUAUACUUGUGUAAGUUUUCAAAAGACUCAGUGUCAAGAUUCGAGACCAUUAACGUGUGCAAGCUACACCUGAUGGACGCGCUUGUCAGGACUUUCAUAUCCUCACAAAAAUCCAACUACAACACGAGAAUUUCGUCAAGACUAAACAUAAUUCAAAGUUUUACUCAGUUUUUUGUUCUAGAAUCAUAUCGGAAGAACUUUGUCACAUGUAUCAUAUCUAAGAAGGACCUGUUCAUUCAGUUCAUGCACCUGCUGCUAAACGACACUAACUUCCUUAUCGAGGAGGUCGUCUCAUACUUGACUGAGAUCAGGAGACGUGAAAUCGCAGGAAUCUCCUUGGAUGAAGCCGCUACUGAGGACCAGCAGUCUGGCGAAAAUAAUGAAAACGCGGAAGAUCAGUACGUGCAAGAGGGUGCAAUUGACGCUAACCAGCUAAGGUCAAUGGCAGGCCCUGAACUUAAGGGCAGAACCAGGAGUUUUGUAGAGUACGGGUUUGAGAUAUGUUUGCUUUUACAUAUUCUCUGUUCAGAGUUCCCGUCAGACAUCACUAGUAGUUCAGUGCUCCUACCUCAAGUUGUUACGUGUCUGGGGUGCUGCUUGGAAAGCCUAGCUGGUCCUAAAUGCCUUCAACUUAAGGUUAAAAACAUGGAUGAAUACGGUUUUAAGCCAAAAGAGUGGCUUUCUAAGAUUAUGCAAUGUUAUAUUUCACUGUAUGAACACAACGACUCCGAUGAGGUCACCCCCUUCGUUAAGGCUGUGGUCAAUGACGAGCGUUACUACAAGCCUGAGAUUUUCAACAGGUGUAUAAGAUUUUCCACUCGAGAAAUGUUCCUCAACUACAGAAACAUUAAAUCAUUCAAUAAUCUGAGCAAUAAACUUCUAGAGUACGCCAAACAAACCAGCAUGCUAUACGACAAUGCUGUAACCGAUGAGAUACCCGAGAACUACCUUGACCCUAUAAUGAUGGACAUUAUGGAGGACCCUGUUUUAUUACCAACCAGUGGCAAGAUUAUGGAUCGCAAGAACAUUGAACGCCAUUUAAUGUCUGAAUCUACCGACCCGUUCACUCGUGCACCACUUGAGCGUGACCAGCUCAUUGAGCAGCCUGAGCUCAAGGAAGAAAUUUCUACUUUCCUAAAAUCUUUAAUCAAAUCCAACUCUACUUCUACCUAACUGUAUUUUUUACCUAAUCGGACCAUUUUAAUAAUCAAACUCGCUUAAUAUUUUUAUCUACUUA